AUGUCCGACUCUUGGUGGUCCGACUCGGACGAGGCGCCGCGGCGGCGCAAGCGCCAGAGCCGGCGCAACAAGACACGGGCUGCCCGACGGAGCGAGGCAGUUGUGAGCAAGCCAGUGGGAGAGGCGAAGAAGAAGCGGAAGAAGAAGAAGAAGUCUGUCCAAGACCGCCCUCGCGAGGCCGCUACCCCGGCCUCGGCCUCAGACUCGACCGCCGAGUUCUUCACCGCCCCCGACGAGCUGCCGAUCCCCGGGCGAUCCCUCUGCCUCGACCCUGCUCCGGGGCAGAGCGGGAGCAACAGUGCACUUGCUGCCGAUAGUCCAGCUCGAAGGCGGAGGCGGCACCGCGACGGCGGCGAGAGUAGCAAGGCUAAGGCAGCCAUGCAUGCCGACUCUGUCGGGACGCAGACGAGCAAGGCUGUGGCGGAGAGUGCCGCAGAGUGGGAUCCGCUCAAAGAUCUGGAUUCUGAGCAGCGGGAGGCGUUUGCAGCGAUGAAGGCGCUGGUGCCGCAGCUGGCUGCCGAGGCUGAUCCGCCGGUGGAUCUGAGUGAUGCCAAGGUCCUCGCCUUUGCCACCGACGCAACAUACUGCAGAUAUCUCCGAGCGCGUGGGUACUCGGCAGAGAAGGCAGCCAAGAUGCUUGUGGGCACGCUGGUGUGGCGGGCCGAGUACAAGCCUGAGGAGAUCACGCUCGAGGAGGUGUGGGAGGAGCUGGAGAACGAAGGCAAGAUGUACCUGUCGGCGCACAAGGAUCGCGAGGGGCGGCCUGUGGUGUACAUGAAGCCGGGCCACGACAACACCACCGAUCGCAUUGUCAAGGUCAAGUACCUGGUGUAUGUGCUGGAGAAGGCGCUGGGCUCGAUCACCACCCCGGGUAUCGAGACCAUGACCUGGGUCAUUGACUUUAAGGGCUACAAACAGCUCGCGGGUAUGAAGAACAUCCGAGUCUCCAAAGACACAGCCUCGGUCCUGCAAAACCACUACCCAGAGCGGCUGGGCAAGGUCUUUAUGUGCAACCAGCCGUGGGUCUUCAACAUCUUCUGGGGUGCCGUCCGCCCGUUCAUCGACAAGAACACCGUGGCCAAGGUCUCGUUCCUCGGUUCCGACUACGCACCCAUCGCUGAGGUCAUCGAGCCAUCCGAGCUUGAGGUUGACUACGGCGGCAAGGUGGUGUACAACUACGACAUCGACGAGUACGCCUCGUUCUUGCAGAGCGCGUAA
Thecamonas trahens ATCC 50062 is the source of this 1218-nucleotide messenger RNA. Its product is annotated as random slug protein 5. The record is from RefSeq and is a predicted model, not a curated record. Gene Ontology annotation, molecular function: phosphatidylinositol transfer activity. NCBI's taxonomy places the organism in Eukaryota, Apusomonadida, Apusomonadidae. The transcript has 2 exons. The coding region runs from base 1 to 1218 and encodes 405 amino acids.